UACUUCAUUGGGUCACUAUAUACAUGAAGGGAAAUCACAAUAUUACCAUCAUGAUUUCUCUUGAGCUUUCUCCUUCUUUCUUCUUUUUCCUUUAACCAAUUAUCUUCAUUUUGGGAUCUAUUCUCAAACUUCUUGAAUCUCUCCAUAACAAUCUUUCACUUAGCAAGAAAUGGAGAACAAUUUCAGUUCAUAUAAUUCUUCUAGUUUGAACAAAAAACAUCAUCAUCAUCAUCAUCAUACAUCAUCUUCAUCAUUCAAUCUAAGGAAUGUUUCAAAACUCAUUCUUCCACCACUUGGUGCUCCUAAAGAGAAUCAAGUUUACUCUAAAUGGAUCAUUUCACCAAUGGAUUCUAGAUACAGGUGUUGGGAGAGUUUUAUGGUUGUUUUGGUAGCUUAUUCUGCAUGGGUUUAUCCCUUUGAAGUUGCUUUCAUGCAUUCUUCUCCAAAUAGAAAACUCUAUAUUGUGGACAAUAUUGUUGAUUUUUUCUUCGCCAUUGAUAUUGUCAUGACAUUCUUUGUGGCAUUCAUUGAUGGAACUACUCAUCUUCUAGUCAGAGAUUCCAAAAAAAUUGUUGUCAGGUACUUGUCAACAUGGUUCAUAAUGGAUGUGGCAUCAACAAUACCAUAUGAAGCAAUAGGCUUCAUUUUAACUGGCAAACACAAACUAGGCCUCCCUUACUUCCUCUUAGGAAUGCUCAGAUUUUGGAGAAUCAGACGUGUCAAACAAUUCUUCACAAGGCUUGAAAAAGACAUCAGAUUCAGCUAUUUUUGGGUCAGAUGUGCUAGGCUUCUUUCUGUCACACUUUUCUCAAUCCAUUGUGCUGGAUGUCUCUAUUACAUGCUUGCUGAUAGGUAUCCUCAUCAAGGCAAUACAUGGAUUGGAGCUGUCAUUCCAAAUUUCAGAGAGACUAGUCCUAGAACUAGAUACAUUUCAGCCAUAUACUGGUCCAUCACCACGAUGACAACCGUUGGUUAUGGCGAUCUUCACGCUGUCAACACCAUGGAAAUGAUUUUCAUUAUUUUUUAUAUGCUCUUCAAUCUUGGACUAACCGCUUACUUAAUCGGUAACAUGACGAAUCUUGUAGUUGAAGGAACUCGGCGCACAAUGGAAUUCAGAAAUAGCAUUGAAGCAGCAUCGAACUUUGUGUGCCGAAAUAGGCUGCCUCCGAGGCUAAAAGAACAAAUCCUUGCUUACAUGUGUUUAAGAUUUAAGGCGGAGAGAUUGAAUCAACAUCAGCUAAUAGAACAGCUUCCGAAAUCAAUCUGCAAAAGCAUUUGCCAGCAUUUGUUUUUUCCAACUGUGGAGAAAGUUUAUCUCUUCCAAGGCGUCUCGAAAGAGAUCCUUUUGUCCUUAGUUGCGAAAAUGAAUGCGGAAUACAUACCGCCUAAAGAGGAUGUUAUAAUGCAAAAUGAAGCGCCGGACGAUGUUUACAUCAUAGUGUCGGGAGAAGUAGAGAUCAUUGAUAGUGUUAUAGAGAAAGAGAGAGUUUUAGGGACUCUAACAGCAGGAGACAUGUUUGGAGAAGUUGGUGCACUUUGUUGUAGGUCUCAAAGCUAUACCUAUAGAACCAAGACUCUUACACAGCUUCUGAGGUUGAAAACCAAUGCUCUUAUAGAAGCAAUGCAGAUAAAAAAAGAGGAUAAUAUACUAAUACUCAAAAAUUUCCUUCAGCAUUAUAAGCAGCUUAAGGAUUUGAGUAUCAAAGAUUUAAUGGUGGAGAAUGUUGAAGAAGAGGAUCCUAACAUGGCGGUGAAUUUGUUAACUGUGGCUGGCACAGGUAAUGCUGCUUUUCUUGAGGAGCUUCUAAGAGCUGGUUUGGAUCCUGAUAUAGGUGACUCAAAAGGAAAAACUCCAUUGCAUAUAGCAGCAUCAAAUGGACAUGAAGAGUGUGUGAAAGCCUUGCUCAAACAUACAUGCAACAUUCAUAUAAAAGAUAUGAAUGGUAACACUGCACUAUGGUAUGCAAUAGCCUCAAAGCAUUACUCAAUCUUCAGAAUCCUCUAUCAGCUAUCUGCACUCUCCGAUCCAUACACGGCAGGGAAUCUGCUAUGUCUAGCAGCGAAAAGAAACGAUAUAACCGUGAUGAACGAGCUUCUAAAGCAAGGACUAAACAUCGACUCGAAAGAUGGCCACGGAACAACGGCUAUUCAAAUUGCCAUGACAGAAAAUCUAGUUGACAUGGUUCAGUUACUUGUCCUGAACGGCGCAGAUGUUGCUAAUAUACAUGUUCAUGAAUUUUCUGCAUCCACCUUAAAUGAAAUGCUGCAGAAACGCGAAAUCGGGCAUUUAAUUAAUGUGACUGAGACAAUGCCUAGUGGGUUUGUAUUAAAAGAUGAAAAUGAAGAAGAACAGAAACAAGGUUGGAGAAGAUAUAAUGGAGUAGAGUUUCCAAGAGUAAGUAUAUAUAGAGGCCACCCUAUAGUGAGAAGAGAAAAAGGUUUCGUUGAAGCCGGAAAGUUAAUAAAGUUGCCUGAUUCAUUAGAAAAGCUCAAAAUUAUCGCAGGUGAAAAGUUUGAGUUUGAUGCAAGAGAUGCAAUGGUGACAAAUGAAGAAGGAGCAGAAAUAGAUAGUAUAGAUGUGAUAAGAGAUAAUGAUAAACUCUUUAUUGUUGAAUAGGAUAUUAUUGAUUUUGGUUGUUGAUGUGAAAAGGAUGAUAGUAAUGAUUUUCUUCUGAAUUUUGCCAUGGACUAACAUUAUUAACAUUACUGCUACUACUAAUAGACUAGUGAGGCUAAUGUUCAUGAGAAAAUAUGGAUACAUGCCUUUCUAGUGAUGUGAAUAUUUGACAGUGGCACAAAUGGGGAUAGAUGUGAUUUCUUGUUGGUUUUGAUCUUAAAAGACAUGUCUCCUUUAUGAUGUCCAACACAUAAUUUUGCUGACAGAAAAAAUCUACUAUUAGAGAGAAUAUGGAUACAUGCCUUUCUAGUGAUGUGAAUAUUUGACAGUGGCACAAAUGGGGAUAGAUGUGAUUUCUUGUUGGUUUUGAUCUUAAAAGACAUGUCUCCUUUAUGAUGUCCAACACAUAAUUUUGCUGACAGAAAAAAUCUACUAUUAGAGAGAAUAUGGAUACAUGCCUUUCUAGUGAUGUGAAUAUUUGACAGUGGCACAAAUGGGGAUAGAUGUGAUUUCUUGUUGGUUUUGAUCUUAAAAGACAUGUCUCCUUUAUGAUGUCCAACACAUAAUUUUGCUGACAGAAAAAAUCUACUAUUAGAGAGAAUAUGGAUACAUGCCUUUCUAGUGAUGUGAAUAUUUGACAGUGGCACAAAUGGGGAUAGAUGUGAUUUCUUGUUGGUUUUGAUCUUAAAAGACAUGUCUCCUUUAUGAUGUCCAACACAUAAUUUUGCUGACAGAAAAAAUCUACUAUUAGAGAGAGUCAGUUCAAAGCCUAAAAAAUAUUUGAGUUUGCCAAGGUCUUACAUGUGAAAACAUAUGUGCAAAUAAUCCUUGAAGCAUUAAUAGCAAUAACCUGGUUGUCUGCAUACACUAAUACUACAGUAUACGCCUUUUGUUUUUGCUUAACAAAGAGAGACUAAUCUGACCGUGAUUGUGUGAAUCCGAAAUGUUUCAGUGAUGUAGAGAGCAUGGAAAACCAACACCUAGGAGCUGUUUGAGCCCAUAGAGAAAAUUCCAUCCAUUUUUGCCAUAAGGAUAUUCAAUGAAAGCACAUAUUUUUCUUCGGCUACCAAACUUGUCUCAUUUUCUUCUUUGAUUAUGCACAUAACAUAUAUAGUGAU
Messenger RNA from Vicia villosa (hairy vetch), 3735 nucleotides. RefSeq names its product potassium channel AKT2/3-like. Gene Ontology annotation, cellular component: membrane. Gene Ontology annotation, biological process: transmembrane transport; potassium ion transport. Lineage: Eukaryota; Viridiplantae; Streptophyta; Magnoliopsida; Fabales; Fabaceae. The record is from RefSeq and is a predicted model, not a curated record. The transcript is spliced from 9 exons. Gene Ontology annotation, molecular function: protein binding; voltage-gated potassium channel activity. The coding region runs from base 170 to 2617 and encodes 815 amino acids.